AUGUCACGCGCCUCGGCCGCAUUUGCAGAUUUCUUUCCAACAGCUCCGUCAGUUCUGGAUCAAAAGCGCAUCAACCCAGGAGAUCAGCAAGGCAAAGGUUCAGAUGGCCUGGAAACGACAAGCUCUUUCACUGCCGCCACUCUCCCGGGCGGGGCAUCUGAUAGACUGGCUGGAGAGGAAUCGUCAAUCCAACAGCUCUCUGAUACCCAGGGAAAGGGAUUAACGGCCGUGGGAGAGAUCAAUGGAAUGCUGGAUUCGUCGCUUGCUGCGUCCAAUUUAGCAAUCGAAACUUUGACACCGCUCACCAACGCCGCAUCAUCUCCUCCCCUCAAACCACCGAGCCCGCAAUCAAAGAUGUCGGAUGACAACUCUUCAGGGAAUGCUCCCCCUCCCUGUUUGGACCCUCGUUUGGACCCUGCUAGGGUUUCUGAUGCUAUCAUCCAUGGCCCUCCAACUCCUCAAUCCCAAGUCCGCUUAGAGACCGCCAUCAAAGGCCGCUACGGGUAUGUCCAAGAGCUUGACAAACCAUCCAUAGACAAACGACGGAAGCUCGAGUACGUGGAUACUGUGGCUGAUGGUCAGUCACCCCCUCCCGAUCCACGGCUUGCUAUUGCGAACUAUACCCGAGGAUCGGCCUGCAGGCAGAAAGCCAAAUAUCGUCCAUCUCCCUACACCUUGAAGCCAUGGCCAUAUGAUGUAGCAACUAGUGUUGGCCCCGGCCCCCCAAACCAGGUCGUCGUGACCGGUUUCGAUCCUCUCACCCCAAUUGCCCCCAUCAGCGCCCUCUUCUCCAGUUUCGGUGAGAUCGCAGAAUUGAAUAACCGAACCGAUCCCAUUACCGGCCGAUUGCUGGGCAUCUGCUCUAUCAAAUACAAAGAUAGCGCCUCAUUCCGAGGAGGGAGCCCCGUUCCAGCAUCGAGUGCAGCGAGACGUGCGUACCACGAGUGUCGAAAGGAGCAACGCAUUGGAACACGGAGGAUCCGCGUCGAGUUGGAUCGGGAUGGCAUGGUAUCCGGGCGGAUGGCCUCUAGAGCCAUUGAAUCUCAGCGUGCGGCUGCGAAAGCGAAUGCAACCAAGGAGAUCAAGCCUGAUCCGAAGAAGAACGAGCCUCCGCCCACUGCACCGAAAGGUCCAUCCGGUAGAUCGGCCAUACGUCCGGGUAUGAUUGUUCCAGAGGGACCCCGCGCGAGCCUUCGAUCUCCAGGGCCCCCAUGUGUGAUUGAAGAACUCCCCGUGUUGCCUCAGCUCAAGCGUGAUCCCUACAUCUUCAUCGCCCAUUGUUAUGUUCCGGUUCUCGGCGCGACCCUCCCACACCUCCGAAAACGACUCAAGAUCUUCAACUACAAAUCUAUUCGAUGCGACAAGAGUGGUUACUACGUUAUCUUCGAGAAUUCCCGACGAGGCGAAGUGGAAACAGAGCGUUGUUUCCGCACAUGCCACAUGGAGCCAUUGUUCACAUACAUCAUGAACAUGGAAAGCCACCCUUACGGAAAUCCGAACUAUGUUCGUAGUCCUAGCCCAGAACGUCUCCGAGCCCAGGAACGGGCGAAGGCUCAGAAAGAGAGAGUCCGCAAGGAGGCCGAGUUGGAUAUCGAAGAAGAGAAGAAGAUCCGCGCAGCAAAUCUGGAUCCCGCCCGAGAAGUUCUAUCCAUUAUCAUUCGGGACCUAAGAGACAAGCUUCUUGAAGAUGUAAAGUCCCGCAUUGUUGGCCCAGCCCUCUACGAUUAUCUGGAUCCAAGCCGACAUGCUGCUAGACGCGAAAAGUUGGGCCUUCCCGACCCGGAGGGUAUGAAACAACCCGCCUUUCGAAUUGGAAUCAACCAUUCAUUGCGAGUCCCGGAAUCGCGCGCAGAGUUGCCAACCAAGGGCAGCGUGUUGGACCUCCCUCGCAUUCGCAAGGCUCAUGGCUUAGACCGAUCUGGAGCUGCGUUCAUGGAUGAACGACGCCGGCAACCAGUUCGAAGAGAAACAGUUCGGCCCCUGUAUCAUCGCUUGCAGCAGUUCCAUGACGAUGAGGAUUCAGAGGAUGACCAGCGCACUCCGCUCGCUCGAGAUACCGAAGAGAGAAGCAGUCGUCCUCUUAGCCGUGCAAGCUCUGUAGCUGAAUCUGACGAGCAGGAUGAUAAUUACCAGUCGGAUGCCGUUGCGUCAUUUGCGGACAGCAGUGCCCAGGCCACAGACGAAGCAGAUAAGGCUGGUGAUGAAUUCUUGCAUGACUUGGGAGAUGACUCUUCCAACCGCAAAAGAAAACGACUUGUUGGAGAGGACGAGGCACGGAAGCGGCAGCGUCAAGAGGAGCUGGAACUCUUUGGAACCGAGUCUCAAGAGGAUGGUCUGAAAAAGGGUACAGAGCCUUUUACACCAAUCGAGACUGAUCCUAGUAUCGAACUGCCGCCUCCAGAGGACAAAUUUGCAAAGGAACCGGUCGCCGACGUUUUAUCAGCGCAAGAAUCUCCUCCCGAAAACGUCUUACCGGAUGAAAAUGUCGAGGAAAUCCAAGAAGACAAGCCGACCUCCGAAAUCAAUUGGGGAUUCUCCACGGAUAUGCCCCGGCCUACUGUGGAGGAUGAUCCGGCCAUUAUUCUGGACUUGGACGGAUGGCAGCAUCUGAUUAAGGAUGAUGAAGACUUGCGAUUCUUGCGGGAGGUGAUGGCCGAUGUGGUACCAUCCAAUAUUGGCAACAUUGAAGCAUGGGCAUGGCGUCAAAAGGAGAUCAAAGCCCUCAACCAGAAAAUCCCCACCAGAGGACCGACGCGAGAGCCUAUUGGAAUCCCCGGCUACUAUGUUCCAAAUCCUAGUGGUUCUGCCCGCACUGAAGGUCGAAAGAGAAUCAUGGAGGCCGAGAAGUCCAAAUAUCUGCCCCAUCGAAUCAAAGUGCAAAAGGCUCGUGAGGAACGUGAAGCAAUGGCCAAGGCUGAUCCUCAGGCUGCUGCUGCUGAAGCAGCCAGGAUUGCAGCUGCAAAAACCAUCUCCAAAUCCUCUUCACGAUCAAACCGAGUCAAUAAUCGUCGACUCAUCGCGGACAUCAAUGCCCAGAAACAGGCUCUCCCUACCUCUAGCGGUGACGGCGAUGUGCUCCGGUUCAAUCAACUUAAGAAGCGAAAGAAGCCAGUCCGUUUUGCUCGAUCAGCUAUUCACAACUGGGGACUGUAUGCCGAGGAGAAUAUUACAGCGAACGACAUGAUUAUCGAAUAUGUCGGCGAGAAAGUUCGUCAACAGGUCGCCGAUAUGAGAGAAAGACGUUACCUCAAGAGCGGCAUUGGCAGUAGUUAUCUCUUCCGUAUCGACGAGAACACUGUCAUCGACGCUACCAAGAAGGGUGGAAUUGCUCGUUUCAUCAACCACAGCUGUACCCCUAAUUGCACCGCCAAAAUCAUCAAAGUCGAUGGAAGCAAGCGAAUUGUCAUCUAUGCCCUCCGCGACAUUGAACGAGAUGAGGAGCUCACCUACGACUACAAGUUCGAACGCGAAUGGGACAGUGAUGACCGAAUUCCUUGUCUUUGUGGCUCAACAGGCUGCAAGGGUUUCCUCAACUAA
Penicillium malachiteum is the source of this 3537-nucleotide messenger RNA. It is a transcript of the gene set1, whose product is annotated as histone methyltransferase SET1. NCBI's taxonomy places the organism in Eukaryota, Fungi, Ascomycota, Eurotiomycetes, Eurotiales, Aspergillaceae. The transcript has 2 exons. The coding region runs from base 1 to 3537 and encodes 1178 amino acids. The record is from RefSeq and is a predicted model, not a curated record. Gene Ontology annotation, cellular component: Set1C/COMPASS complex. Gene Ontology annotation, molecular function: histone H3K4 methyltransferase activity; nucleic acid binding; protein binding.